This is a messenger RNA of Trifolium pratense (red clover), 2397 nucleotides long. RefSeq names its product alpha-dioxygenase 1-like. Gene Ontology annotation, molecular function: peroxidase activity; oxidoreductase activity, acting on single donors with incorporation of molecular oxygen, incorporation of two atoms of oxygen; heme binding. Gene Ontology annotation, biological process: response to oxidative stress. Lineage: Eukaryota; Viridiplantae; Streptophyta; Magnoliopsida; Fabales; Fabaceae. The coding region runs from base 54 to 1985 and encodes 643 amino acids. The record is from RefSeq and is a predicted model, not a curated record. The transcript has 10 exons.
GAAAAACACAUACACAUAAUUCAUCAAAAUUAGUCUUGUGUUAAGCAACAAUAAUGUGGUCUAUAGUAGUGGAUCCCAUUAGAGAUCUUAUUGCAAGAAUUAUGCAACAUGCCAUCCAUAAAGAUUUCCAUGAAAUUGUGUCUAAAAUGACACCCAUCGAUGCUUUUAUCUUCCUUAUUGUACACUCAAUUGACAAACUGGGGAUAUGGCACCGUUUGCCUGUUUUCUUAGGCCUAAUUUACUUGAACCUUAGACGCCAUCUUCACCAACAAUACAACCUUAUAAAUGUUGGGACAGCACCUGUAGGGAUUAGGUACAACCCUACAGAUUUUCCAUAUAGAACAGCUGAUGGAAGAUAUAAUGACCCUUUUAAUGAUGGUGCUGGAAGCCAAGGGACUUUCUUUGGUAGAAAUGUUCCUCCUGUUGAUCAAAAGGAAAAGUUGUUGAAGCCAAAUCCAAUACUAGUGGCCACAAAACUUCUAGAGAGAAAAACAUACAAGGACACUGGGAAGCAAUUUAAUGUGAUAGCAGCAUCUUGGCUUCAAUUUAUGGUACAUGAUUGGAUUGAUCAUAUGGAGGACACCAAGCAGAUUGAACUAAGUGCACCACGAGAAGUUGCAAGUCAAUGCCCAAUGAAAUCUUUCAAGUUCUACAAAAUAAAGGAAAUUCCCACCGGAUUCUAUGAUAUCAAGACUGGAGCUGCUAACAUCCGCACACCUUGGUGGGAUGGAAGCGUGAUAUAUGGAAGCAAUGAAGAAGUUUUGAACAAAGUGAGGACUUUUGAAGAUGGGAAGUUAAAAAUAUCAAAGGAUGGUAACCUUCUCCAAAACGAAGAUGGGACAGCAGUAUCAGGUGAUGUUCGCAAUAGUUGGGCUGGUGUCUCAACUUUGCAGGCCCUUUUUAUUCAAGAACACAAUGCUGUUUGUGAUGCUCUUAAGAAGCAUUACCCAGACUUUGAAGAUGAAGAUCUUUAUCGUCGAGCUAGAUUGGUGACUUCAGCUGUGAUUGCAAAGGUUCACAUCUUAGAUUGGAGUGUAGAGCUCAUUAAAACCGACAUUUUGCUUGCAGGCUUCCGAUCCAAUUGGUAUGGAAUAUUGGGAAAGAAAUUUAAGGACACAUUUGGACAUCUUGGAGUAGCCAUCUUGAGUGGAUAUGCGGGCAUGAAGAGAACGGAAAAUCAUGGUGUUCCAUACUCUUUGACUGAAGACUUUUCUAGUGUUUAUAGAAUGCAUCCACUACUACCUGAUUCUCUGCAUUUGAGAGACAUUUCUGCCACCCCAGGACCAAAUAAAUCUCCACCAUUAAUCAAAGAGAUUCCUAUGAAUGACAUGAUUGGACUACAAGGAACAAAGACCUUGUUUGAGAUAGGAGUUGCAAAACAAUUAGUAUCAAUGGGUCACCAAUCUUGUGGAGCUCUAGAACUGUGGAACUACCCAUCAUGGCUGAGAAACCUAGUACCACAUAAUGUAGAUGGCACAGAAAGAUCUGAUCAUGUGGACUUAGCUGCUCUUGAAAUUUACAGGGAUAGAGAGAAUAAUCUUGCAAGAUAUAACCAAUUUAGGAGAGGAGUGCUAAUGAUACCUAUAUCAAAAUGGGAAGAUUUAACAGAUGAUAAAGAAACCAUUAAAGUAUUAGAAGAGUUGUAUGGAGAUGAUGUUGAGGAGCUUGAUUUGCUAGUAGGUCUCAUGGCAGAGAAGAAGAUAAAGGGUUUUGCAAUUAGUGAGACUGCUUUUGCAAUAUUCAUUGUCAUGGCAACUAGGAGGCUAGAGGCUGAUAGGUUUUUCACAAUCAACUUCAAUGAGGAGACAUACACCAAAGAAGGUUUGGAAUGGGUGAACACAACCGAGAGCUUAAAAGAAGUGAUUGAUCGUCACCAUCCAGAAAUGACAGACAAAUGGUUGAACGCUUCUAGUGCUUUCUCUGUUUGGGACGCACCUCCAAACAAACCCAAUUCUAUUCCACUUUAUUGUCGUGUUCCUAACUAGUUGUUGAACUUAUUUAUGUGUUUGUAUUUGAACUGUCUUAAAUAGUUCUUUGUUGUAUUUGUGUUUAUACAUACAUUACACAUUUAUACUUAUGUGUAUGUUGUAUCCAUGUUUGUUGUAUUUGUGUCUUUCAUAACAAUCCUAUUGUAACGAAUAAAACUAAUACUGUAACUCAAGUUUCUAGGACUAGGAGCAUGAGAGAGAUGAGGCAAAUGAGUGAUUUUGCAUUCUCUCCCACUGCAAGUUUCUGCCCCAUCUUCUUCUGUUUUUAGUACUUUCAGUAGUUUUCCCUUUGUAUUUCCAUGAAAUGGAUGUGAUUUUCCAUACUAGUAAAUCUAGUAGUUUGUUUCCAAAAGCUCAACCUCAUUUGUAUUGUUACAUUGUAUUAAUGAAGUUUUGAGAAAUAUAGUUA